CUGGGGAUUAGAUUUCAACAUACGAAUUUUGGGAAGACACAGGCAUAGUCCUCAGCAACUUAUUUUUGUAUUCUAGGCUCCAACCACACUACACAUAAAACCCACUGAUGAUAUGCUGAAGACACAGGCCCUCCUUUGUCUCGGAGCCAUUUUAAUAUCCGUCCUUCUGUGGGGAACACGUUCUCUCUUGCUCUCCUUCCCCUACUUCCAGGCUAAUGUACUCAGUUUCUCACCCAUUUCCUGGAUAUUAAAUAGGAGCAGGGACUCUUUUGGGUUCCUUUGGCCUAGUCCUUCUGUUUUAUUAGAGAAACUAUGUAGAGUCAGCUGAUAUAGGAGAAAGCAUUUUUAUUACAAUAAAUAAUGAACUCAUAUUUGUCUCACAUAUUAUUUGUUGAAUGAUGGAAAUAAUUAUUUUCACUCUAGGGCUAAGGCUAUAUACUCCAGUCAGUUUCAUUUAAUGACAUCAUUCAUUCAACAAAUGACACGGGGACCAGCAUGAGGUCAUGGUGUCAUACUGUCAAUGUCACGGUGCUUGCAUCUUUAGCGAGAAAGGAAAUAUUCUCAGGAAGCUUGUACGGAAACUACAUCACAGAAACAAUGUCGGGAAAGGCAGUAAGUAUUUACUCAGCAUGCCAAGACUCUCUAAUGCUCAUUUAUGGGAUCCUCCCAGAAAAUAAUGAACUUUGGCCAUCUCCCUUGUGAUACCUGCAGACAUUUAUGCUUAGAAAAGAAACUUCUCCAUCAUCUUGACAUGCCCUUCAGUGUCCUCCAGAAACUGAAGUUUGAACUUUGUUUUUUGGCAUCAUAAGUGGCUCCUCUGGAAAUUGCCCUGAUGUGCUAAAUUGAGCAUUAGAACAGCACUCCUGGGGAUCUUUGCUAUAUCUGCAGUCACUUAUUCCAAACUGAGAGAACAGGGACAUGAGCGCCACCAAAAUACGUGUGUGCACUCACGCUCUGCACAGGCAGAGGCUAUUUCUGUCCAUGGAACAGUGGGCAGAGGAGGAGAACCAGCAAAGUGUUAUGCACCUUUGCUGACUAACAAAUGGGACGAGGAGAAAAUACAGGAAUUAAUCUUUGAGUUCUUAUUUUUAUGACUAUAUCUAUAACAGGUUGAAUGAACCUAUUUACACGGAUAGAUAGCUUUGAAGAUUGUAAUCAUCGUAUUUCCAUAGAAUAGAUUUCUGAAUAAUUGCAUUUUUGUGUUAAAUAUGUCACAAGGCUAUUCCUAACCAGAAUGCUUUUCAUUUAAAAAAUGUUUAUUUGUUUAUUUAGAGAGAGAGCAUGAGCAAGAAUGAGCAGGAGAGGGGAAGAGAGGGAGGGAGAGACAGAAUCCCAAGCAGAGGCUCUGCGCUCUCAGUGCAGAUGUGGGCCUCGAACCCACAAACCAUGAGAUCAUAACCUGAGCCGAAAUCGAGAGUUGGAUUCUUGACCAACUGAGCCACCCAGGCGCCCUCUAACCAGUAUGCUUCCCCGAGCAAAACUUUGACUAGAAGUCCUGUGGUUGAUUUUCCUCCACUUGAUGACGUACUCACACUAUGUGAGUUUGGUGAAAUCUCCUACACUUUCUGGUUUUUCUCUUAUUGUCCUCAAACCAACACACUCUCUACUGAUGCCACUGGGUAAUGAAAACAAUGAACCAAAGAUGGGCAUCUCUGGGGAAAACACGUUGUGAAUGUAAUGGAUAAUUACGGUGAGAGAGAGAGGGAGGAAUACAAAUAGAAACCAAUAGUCUCAGAUUCGAUUCUAACCCAAUAAUAAAGAACAGUUAAGAUAAAAAACUAAAUAUGAACUGCAGUAAUGAAGACUCAGUAAGAACAUAUACCCUGAAGAGCGUAGAGACUAACUCUACUGCUGUUCUCUCUGAAACAAUGACAUUAACAACAAGCAUUUGUUGAACGCUUCAUACAUGUAGGUGCUGCGCUAAGUGCUUUUCCUAGGUCAUGCAUGUAUUUAUUCAUCAAAUAUUAAUUGAACACCUAUGACAUACAAUGGGCUGUACAUUAUCUCAUUUAUCCUGCCACAACCUUGUGAAGAUAUCUAUUAUUAUGCAAUCAUUUAACAAACGAGGAUGCUUAGCCUGAGAGGUUAAGUAAUUGGCUUGACGUCUUCCAGCUUCCAGCGAGUCAUGGAGGUUUUGGGACUCAAACCCAACUCUGACCACAAAGCCUGGGCUCUUGACUGCACCAUAGUCACAAGCAUGGCAUGUCACGCCUUUAACAAAUGUAAGGAACCUGGAAAAGGGAACGGCAAAGAUUUUUUGAAAACCCACUUCCCCCUUUAACAAUCACUUUGGUGUCUGUCCAUAGUUCAUUUCAUUUCAUGCACAUUACAGCCCUGUGAUGUACUUUCUGGACUUCAUUUUAAAGAUGAGGAAACUGGGUCUCAUAGAUAAUCAGUGAUUUUUCCCCCCCUGAGACACAUGGCUGGGAACUGGCAUAAUUAAACCUAAAUCCAAAUUUCAAUUCCUAUUUUCUUUCCGCUGGGCCUUUGCUACUCAAAAUGAUUGAGGGAAGGAAAUUUAAUCAGGAAACAUCAGUGGGACUGGGGCUGUGUAACCUGGAGAGGAGAAGGGGGCUGAGCGGCAUGACCGCUUUCCCCAGUUCAAAGAGUUCAAAGGAGAGCUUGAAUCACACAUGUGUGUUCUACAUCAGGAAGGGCAUCUUGACUCUAAAAUAUUGGGGUGGGUUUCCAUAAGGAGCCCGAGGACUCACCUUCAUUGGAGAGCCAACUCUUCCUGCCCCAGGUAAACCGAGAGAGUCGCAGAACUCCUGGGCACCCUAUGGAGUCUUAUGUGGUAGAGAAUCUGAAUCCAGCCACGGAGCUUGGGGGGGCCAAGGGUCUGCGCUGUGAGUGAGGACUUGGCCUGAGUCUCCCUGGUGUGGAUACUGCUUCACCUGCAGGGAUGGAUGCUUUUUAGAGAUUCUUUCCAGCUCAUCAGUAUGUGUCUGGAUGUCUGUUCUUGUUCAGAAUGUGUCUCUCAAACGUUUCCAGUAAAUGGCAGGGAGCGAUCUGGGGGUGCAGGGCAUGUGCAUGGAAAUGUGUGAGCGUGCGUGCAUGUGUCUAUUUGUCCUACUGCAAGUGUGAAAUUUCUUUGGAGUCUCAUGCUUCAUAGUAAAAAUUAAUACAAAUGUGAGUUUUAUUCCUUGAUAUUCAAUAAUACAAUAUUUGUAUUUGCUCAAACUUAAACUACACUUUAUUUUAUUAAAACAUUUUUUUAAUGUUUAUUUAUUUUUGAGAGAGAGAGACAGCGUGAGCGAGGGAGGUACAGAGAGAGAGAGGGAGACACAGAAUCCGAAGCAGCCUCCAGGCUCCGAGCUGUCAGCACAGAGCCAGACGCGGGGCUCGAACCCACGAACUGUGAAAUCAUGAUCUGAGCUGAAGUUGGAUGCAACUGACUGAGCCACCCAGGAACAGAAAAUAAUUACAUAACUGAAUAAAAACACGAGGGAAAUUCUGAGGGUCAAGGAUGGAAUUUUGGGCUCCUCAGUGGCCACCUCAGCCAUGGGGGAGGCCCACAGCACCAUCAAAGGAUCCAGACCGAGGGCUUCAGAGAGAUGGAAACCAUCGGCCCGUUCCUCGCUCUUGGUACAAUGGAGAGAGGUACCAUCAAUGGCAAGACACGCACAGGAGCCCCCAGCCACAGCAGGACCCCAGGACGGACAACCAGCAGCCCCAUUAUGCAUCCAGGCCUGGGGAAAGGCGUCAGCCUGUGUUGGGAGUUGACUAUUAUGAAGGUGGUUAUCCCCGUCAGUUGUAUUCAAGGCCAGGCAUUGAGGAUCCGUAUCAGAGCUAUCAUUCUCCAACCCUGAGGGAAGAAUAUGCUUAUGGAGAUUAUUACUACCACAGACCCCCGCAGCAGCUACAGGAAGAAAGAGUGCCAAGGCGAGAGAGUCCUUAUGUGUGGCAGGAAGAUCACCGAGAUCAAAAGUACCUCAGUGAGCAUCAUCACGAAAACCAGAAUAGUCUCCCCUGGGAAGGAGUGAGCAGAGAAGAGCAUUUUACACAAACACCUAGUCGGAACUCUUAUAAAGACAGUCCUGCUUCUAACACUAGGCCGGAGAGGCCUGGGGACCUGUUUCCAGAGAGUCUGCUAACGGGAACCCAGAAGAAUGAGCCAUCGCUGGCCAAUGAGUCCAGCCUUCUCCGGCAGCAUGAGUCUGGUCUCAGCUCUAGUGCCUACGAGCUCAGUCAGUACAUGGGAGCUGACUCGGAGCCCUACGAUCCUGUGGCGUCGGCAGCUUGGAGUCCAAUUCAGGCUGAGGAUGUCUCAGCAGCUGGUCCCAAGGCACCCAUGAAGUUCUACAUCUUUCAUGUGCCUGUGAGCUUUGGGCCAGGAGGUCAGCUGGUGCGUGUGGGUCCCAGCUCUCCCAGUGAUGGACAGACGGCCCUUGUUGAACUGCACAGCAUGGAGAUUAUUCUUAGUGACUCUGAAGAACAAGAAGAGAUGAGGACUUUCUCAGGACCCCUGAUCAGGGAAGAUGUACACAAGGUGGACAUCAUGACAUUUUGCCAGCAGAAAGCAGCUCAGAGCCAAAAAUCUGAGACACAGAGGAGCAGAGACUCAGCUCUACUGUGGCAGUUGUUGGUUCUCCUUUGUCGACAGAAUGGGUCCAUGGUGGGAUCUGACAUCGCGGAGCUGCUGAUGCAAGACUGUAAGAAGCUGGAGAAGUACAAGAGGCAGCCGCCAGUGGCCAACCUCAUCAACCUGACCGACGAGGACUGGCCGGUGCUGAGCUCAGGGACCCCGAACCUGCUCACCGGGGAGAUUCCCCCCAGCGUGGAGACGCCUGCACAGAUCGUAGAGAAAUUCACUAAACUGCUCUACUACGGCAGGAAGAAGGAAGCCUUGGAGUGGGCCAUGAAGAACCACUUGUGGGGCCACGCUUUGUUCCUCGCCAGCAAGAUGGACCCAAGGACCUACAGCUGGGUUAUGAGUGGCUUUACCAGCACGCUGGCGUCCAAUGACCCACUGCAGACCCUCUUCCAGUUCAUGUCGGGGAGGAUCCCACAGGCAGCCACGUGCUGUGGGGACAAGCAGUGGGGAGACUGGAGGCCUCACUUGGCCGUGAUUCUGUCAAAUCAGAGUGGGGACCUGGAGCUGCAUCAGCGCACAAUUGUCACCAUGGGGGACACUCUGGCUGGGAAGGGGCUGGUGGAAGCAGCCCACUUCUGCUACCUCGUGGCUCACGUGCCCUUCGGCCACUACACCGUGAAGACAGAUCAUCUGGCCUUGCUUGGCAGUAGCCACAGGACGGUUUCCAGGGAAUUGUUUGAGGGAGGCCUUGCUGGGUCUCAUGGCUCUACUUUCCAUUUUCUUGUAUGCAUUUCACCUACUGCUGCUCCCCUCCUCUGGGGCUGUUCUGCACAGAUCUGGGCAGGGAGGUGUGCCCGGUGGGAGCCGCAUCACACCUCCAGGGGGCCUCAGGCCCCAGCCCUGCUCCCCAAAACUGCGUGUGGGUCUUUGAGGUGUAUUGCCCCCUUCUGACCACUUGGUGGCGCCCUGGCUCCAUGACCAGACAUUAUCUCUUAAGAACUGUCAGUGCGAUCGAUCGGGGUGGCUUGAGGUUCUGUAUUAGGCAGCCCUGGGCUUGUCUCAGAGUCAGCCCUGGGCAGAAUUGGAAAUUGCAAGAAGUUUAUGUUUACUCCUUACACCCCUACACUGACGGUGCACAAACUACUCAAAAUCCAGCCUGUUACUUAUUCUUUGUUGGCCAUAACGUUAGCGUUUUCACACAGAAGGAUCUUUUUUUUUAAGUUUAUUUAUUUAUUUUGAGAGAGAGUGCGAGUGGGGGAGGGGCAGAGAGAAAGGGAGCGUCUCAAGCAGGCUCCGCACCAUCAACGCAGAGCCCGACGCAAGGCUCGAACUCACGGAACUGCGAGAUCAUGACCUGAGCUGAAGUAAGAGUUGGACGCUUAACCAGCUGAGCCUCCCAGACUCCCCUUCACACGGAAGGAUCUUAAUAAGCCUGUAGACAAUGAGUAAAUGGACAAAAAAGAUCUGUUUGCUUCUUAGCAGUUCUCCAUGUUCUGGAUCUCUCUUCCC
Messenger RNA from Panthera uncia (snow leopard), 6043 nucleotides. RefSeq names its product SEC16 homolog B, endoplasmic reticulum export factor (gene SEC16B). The transcript is spliced from 16 exons. Lineage: Eukaryota; Metazoa; Chordata; Mammalia; Carnivora; Felidae. The coding region runs from base 3467 to 5485 and encodes 672 amino acids. Gene Ontology annotation, cellular component: endoplasmic reticulum exit site; ER to Golgi transport vesicle membrane. Gene Ontology annotation, biological process: autophagy; Golgi organization; COPII vesicle coat assembly. The record is from RefSeq and is a predicted model, not a curated record.